Messenger RNA from Periophthalmus magnuspinnatus, 3106 nucleotides. RefSeq names its product molybdenum cofactor sulfurase (gene mocos). The transcript is spliced from 15 exons. Lineage: Eukaryota; Metazoa; Chordata; Actinopteri; Gobiiformes; Gobiidae. Gene Ontology annotation, molecular function: molybdenum cofactor sulfurtransferase activity; molybdenum ion binding; pyridoxal phosphate binding. The record is from RefSeq and is a predicted model, not a curated record. Gene Ontology annotation, biological process: Mo-molybdopterin cofactor biosynthetic process. Bases 394 to 2889 code for a protein of 831 amino acids.
ACAAAAAAGUUUGGUUAGCACUUCUCACAGUCUGCAAAAGUGUCAUACGCAAUGGCUGCUGUUUCUACAAAGUUAAAAAGUCCGUUAUUAUGCGUUAGCUAUUAUUUUUAUCUAUUUCUGCUUAGUUUUUUUCUUAUUUCGCUUCAAACUUACCCGUGUUUUGAGGUGAGCUGUGAUGCUAGCGCCGCAGUGUUGUGGUAGUUACAGAUUAGCCACAGUGUGACGGAUCCACUAUAGACAAACCAGCUGCCUGUCACCGGACUUAGACCUGGGAGAUGUAAAUGGAAGCAUUCAGAGCACACAACCAGUCAGACAGAGGCAGUGUGUGCGCAAAAACCCGCAAAAACCACCCUACAACCCGCUUUUUCUCAGCGCGUCUUCCCACUCCAAUCCAUGGAUUUUCACCAACUUUGUACUUUGGACUUUUUUGCACAAGUCUCGGAUCAUUAUGGCUACGGGGGGGACUUCGAGGAGGUCGUGAAGAGAGAGUUCAGGCGCUCUAAAGGAGUCACGUAUUUGGAUCACGCUGCUACCACGCUGUACCCGGAGUCUGCGGUCCAAAACUACUGCCAGGACAUCAGCACUAAUCUGUAUGGAAACCCACACAGCCACAGCCUCAGCAGCAAACUGACACAUGACACCAUGGAGAGGGUCAGAUACAGGAUCCUACAGCAUUUCAACACCGACCCCGAGGAAUAUUCCGUCAUCUUCACUUCUGGAAGCACAGCCGCUCUCAAACUGGUUGCUGAGAGUUUCCCAUGGAGCCCCGGGAGUGUUUUUAGUUAUCUGACCGACAACCACACCUCCGUCGUGGGCAUAAGAGGGCUCACUUCUGGCCUAGGGGUUACAACUUUACCCAUAGCACCUGAAGAUAUCGAAAACACCUUUGAAAAUACAACUGGGAAAGGAGAUAGCUCAUGCCAAACGUCACAUCUAUUCUGUUAUCCUGCUCAGAGCAACUUUUCUGGGAAGAAAUACGCCCUUAGCUACGUGAGGGGCAUCCAAGCACGAAGUCUGUACCCUGCUAGUGGCUAUAACGGAAAGUGGUUUGUCCUCCUAGACGCAGCCUCCUAUGUCAGCUCUUCACCACUAAAUUUAAAGCAAUACAAGGCCGAUUUUAUCCCCAUUUCCUUCUACAAGCUGUUCGGAUUCCCCACGGGGCUUGGGGCGCUCCUUGUUCACAGGGACGUGGCGGCCAUGUUGAAAAAGCGUUAUUUUGGGGGAGGCACAGCCAAUGCUUACCUCUCUGGAGAAGAUUAUUAUGUCCCGGUGAAGAGCACGUCUGACAGGUUUGAAGAUGGUACAAUCUCGUUCUUGGACAUCGUCGCUCUCAACCACAGCUUUGACGCACUCUACAAACUCACAGGGGGGAUGCAGUCUGUCCAGGAGCACACAUUUGGCCUGGCGCGCUACACUUACAUCGUCCUCUCAAGCCUUCGCCACAGCAACGGGCAACCGCUGGCGCAAAUCUACGUCCACGGCCAGUUUGACAGUCCCAGCACCCAAGGGCCUAUUCUCAACUUCAGCCUCCUGAACGCGCAGGGAGAGAUCAUUGGGUAUUCACAGGUGGAUCGGAUGGCCAGUCUCUAUAACAUCCACGUGCGCACCGGCUGCUUCUGUAACACAGGGGCGUGCCAGGCUUUUCUGGGUAUCAGCAACCAGCAAAUGAAGAGAAAUCUGAAGGCAGGUCACGUUUGCGGAGACGAUGUGGACCUGGUUUUGGGGCAGCCGACUGGAUCCGUGCGCGUGUCCUUCGGAUACAUGUCCACUUUUCCUGACUGUCAAAACUUCCUGAGGUUUGUGGUGGAGUGUUUCGUGGAGGGGCCGGUGACAGUGGACCAAGAGAGGAUAGACUCGCUCACAAACGCAACACCGCUGCGAGAUACGAGCCUGCAGCCAAUCACAUGCCAGAAUGGGGAGGUACAGGAAGCGGAGGAGACAGAGAGAGCAGAGGAGAGGAGAUUCGGACAGACUCAAUCUAAAAACCACAGGGAGGAGGGCUGUACUCUCACCAAUAUCUACAUUUACCCCAUCAAGUCCUGUGGGGCAUUUGAGGUGCAGCAGUGGCCUCUGGGAUCUCAGGGUUUACUGUUCGACCGCGGCUGGAUGGUGGUGAACGUGAACAGAGUCUGUCUGAGCCAAAAGAGGGAAGCUCGACUCUGCCUCAUCAAACCAAAAAUCCACCUGUCCUCCAACAAACUGGAGCUCCAAGCCACAGGGAUGGAGAGUAUUUCUGUUCCGCUGGAAACUAAAGCUCAGAGUACCGUGUGUCAGAGCAGAGUAUGUGGAGACAGAGUGGAGACUCUGGACUGUGGGGAGGCAGUAGCAGAGUGGCUGUCAGAUUUCCUUGGACAGAAGUGUCGCUUGAUAAGGCUCAGUCCUGAUUUCACACGAGAUGCCAAGAAAAAGAAGCAACAGGAGCCCAGCCAAGGAGAAGCCUCCUCCUCUCCUCUCUCGCUGGUGAAUGAGGCGCAAUACUUGAUGAUAAAUCGUGGCAGCGUGGAACUUAUUCACCAGCUAAUUCACAACAGGGAGGAGUUGAAUGCAGACGAGCAGCUUGUUCUUGACGUGGAAAAUGUCAUUAGGCGCUUCCGAGCCAAUCUGCUGGUGUCGGGAGCUCAGGCAUUUCAGGAGGAUAAUUGGUCUCAAUUGAUUAUCGCCGACACUGGUUUUGCGGUGUCGGGACAGUGUGGCCGUUGUCACAUGGUUGGGAUAGACCAGGAGACCGGAGACAAGACCAAAGAGCCUCUAAUGUCUCUGUCAGCGUACAGGAACAAAGGGAAAGUGACGUUCGGAGUGUACCUCAUGCACCGACUCCCAAAGGAUUCAAAUGUGACCACCGUCCUCAGAGUCGGCUCCCGCGUCCUGCCUCAGUCUCAACAUUCAUAAAAUGCUGUUUAUUUUACACAACCACAGAUUUUAAUAUUAUUUUAGCAUUGUGCCGUUUGUGCCUUAAACUGUGAAGACUAAGAUAUGAUGUUUUUACACUUUUAACGGGUGAUUUUAAUCCUGUAUUUCCAACCAAAGAUUAUUUUGAUUCUAAAUAAAUCAUGUUGUGUCAUGUUUAAGGAGUGGCAAGCUUGUAAAUAUCAAUGUGUCAAUUAUA